Stegastes partitus (bicolor damselfish) is the source of this 1212-nucleotide messenger RNA. RefSeq names its product claudin-4-like. The record is from RefSeq and is a predicted model, not a curated record. The transcript has a single exon. Lineage: Eukaryota; Metazoa; Chordata; Actinopteri; Pomacentridae. Bases 169 to 810 code for a protein of 213 amino acids. Gene Ontology annotation, cellular component: membrane; bicellular tight junction. Gene Ontology annotation, molecular function: structural molecule activity.
UUCAACAAACUCACCUGACUACCAGGGAACUUGCCUCCAUCUUAAAAAUAGCCAAACAACCUACAGGCCUACACCGCUCCAACAAAGGAAUUUACACAGAGAGCUUUUGAGUGAGUGCUUAAACGAAAAAGAAGUUUCAUUUGACGGAACUCAAACAACAAAUCCACAAUGGUGUCUGCUGGCUUCCAAAUGCUGGGCACUGCCCUGGGGAUCAUUGGGUGGAUCGGUGCCAUCAUCGUGUGCGCCCUUCCCAUGUGGAAGGUCACUGCUUUCAUCGGCAGCAACAUCGUCACCUCGCAGACAUCCUGGGAAGGCAUCUGGAUGAGCUGCGUGGUGCAGAGCACAGGCCAAAUGCAGUGUAAGGUCUAUGACUCCAUGCUGGCCCUCAGCUCUGACCUCCAGGCCGCCCGGGCCCUGAUCGUCAUCUCCAUCGUGGUGGGCAUCAUGGCCAUCCUGCUCUCCGUCGCUGGGGGAAAGUGCACCAACUGUGUGGAGGAUCCGUCGUCAAAGGUCAAGGUGGGCAUUGCUGCUGGGGUUGUGUUCAUCGUCGCCGGGGCCCUCUGCCUCAUCCCUGUCUGCUGGACGGCACACACCAUCAUCCGGGACUUCUACAACCCGCUAUUGGUCAAUGCCCAGAAGAGAGAGCUGGGUGCUGCGCUUUACAUCGGGUGGGGGGCGGCUGCUCUGAUGCUGAUCGGAGGGGGGAUGCUCUGCUGCAACUGCCCCAAGAAAGAUGAUUCCUACACUGCCAGGUACAAAGCUGCCAGAUCUGAUGCCUCGGCACCAGCAUCUGGGAAGGACUACGUCUGAAACAGCUCCGGAAAUCAGUAAAUAGCUUCCACAAAGCAACGUUUACUGGGACAGAUACACUGGUGCUGCUGGGUUGGGAGUGUUCGUAUGUCAGGAUGUUACUCGACCAAAAGUUACUUCUCAUGAGAGUGUUUGAUGGCAGUUACAGGCAAGAAAGGAGACACACCCAACGGAGAAAUUCAUCUGUAUAUGUUCACUACUUGUACAUGUAUGGCUGUUUUAAUAUUGUAUGAAUAUUCGUAAGUCUUUUCUUAGUAGUACAAUUAUUCUAUAACCCCAGUUUUAUUUUCAAAAUGCUGACUUUUGGCCAUGUGUAUGUGGUUUGUUUUUAUGAACUGUGCGUGACAUUCAUUAUGUGGCAUUUGCAUUGUAAAUAAAUAUUUUUAUUGUUUACAAAUCUGA